GUGAAAUGGGUAGCAGCAACAAGAAAAAGCCGAAAACGUCAACUGCUCGUACCACUGUAACAAAAUCAACUGGAAACUUCAGAAGAUCAGCUCGUCAUUGCAGUGCGCCAACCUUAACAUAUUGUCCCAGUUCAACUAGAAAAAAGUCGAGUGCCGCCGGAACAAGAAAGGAUGAUCCCACCAAAAAUAAAUCUGUUCAAAACUUGCGAAGAUCGGAUCGAAUUCGAACAGAACCACACGUAAACUCUCAAAAACUCGGAUCAUUUCUCGAAUCCUCAUUUGGCGGGGAUUUUGUUGAAGCCCAAAUAGCAGAGGACCAAACUGCUGAGAUGGAACCCACAAUGAGCUUGAGAAGAUCGGAUCGAAUUCGCACACUGCCAAUCUUAACUGACAAUUUUCGUAGUCAUACGAAGAAUUUGAAUAAUCCCAAAAAACGUGGAAAUGUGCAAAAGGAGAGCCACACAGACAGAAAUGCGCACAGAACUACAACUGCAGAAGAAUCAGACGGAGAAGUUGCCGACAGAAAUGCUGUUCAGCAAAACAUCUCUUGGAGUUCACUCACUCUCCGUUCUCAGAAAAACUCGACGAACGCUGUCAAUGAGCCACGAAUACCAAUUUCGGACGAGGAGUCGAUGGACGUUGACGAGGAAGAGAUUUGUAUCAUCGGAGAAGUUCCACCAAAACCAAUAGACAUAACUGGGCUUCCCGGAUAUGAAUGUCUCAAAUUUUUGGAGCAGACAUUUCAGAGAAAAAUGAGAUUCAAAGCAUUUAAGCUUGAAGAUCAACAUGUGAAAUGCCUUGCAGAACAGUGCAAUGUUGUUCCGAGUAUGAUUGAAACGUGGUUUGCUGAAAGAAGUGAACAAGAAGCACAUCUGCAGAAGGGAAUGUUAGAAUCUGAAAAAUUCUACAUGCAACAAACUAGUACCGUUAAGACAGUAUUUAUGAAUGCAUUGUACAAUGACGAUUUAUCAGUUGACGGAAAAGUGAACAUGAUUCUAGAUAAAACAGGCACGGAAAACCACUUCUUGAUAAAAGCGUGGGUCACGGAUUACAACUUCAAAAUUGAAGAGAAAAACCAUCUUGAAAAGAAAUUCAAACAGGAUUGGAGCGCAUUAAACUCUAUUUUCCUAAAAUUUUUUUCUUCACUUCCAUGGCAACAGCAAAGUUUGAUUAAAGCGAUGAUUCGGCAAACAAGGGAAACAUUGGAUAUUGAACUUCAAAUAAUGCUCAAAGAUAGCAUAAAUCCCAAAAGUCACGCAAAGACGUUUGCUGCUUUGCUGAAAAAGGAACGCGAAACGCGAACAAAGCAUGCUAAAGUUUUUAUGGAGGCCAAGAUUAAUGAGUUGGAUAUGGGAAAUUUCUAUGAAACCUAUGAUUCAUUUGAUUAUAACCCCAUAUUUGUCAUUAUGACGACUCAAGGCAGUGUCCCUCAAAAAGUGAUUAAUGGAAUUCUCGAUAAUGCUAAAAAAAGAUUUGAAGCUAAGCAACUUUUGCAGCAAACUCAGCAGAAAACCUGCAAACAACCCCAAAGUGUAUCAAAGGAACAAAUGUUCGAAUCACCGGAGUAUUCCUCUUCAGCCUCUUCAUCCGCUGAAUCUCGACAUAAUACUCCAACAGAAGAACAAAGCUCAACUGAAUCACAGAGAAACCUCAAUUAUGCGGAUUCUCGAACCCCAGAAACAUCAGUCACUCCCAAUAGUUGUGAUGUUCCAUUAAAAGGCCGACUCCAUGAGCUACAUACUUACCGCAGAAAAAGAUUAUGCGAUUUGCUUAUUCUAGAGGGCGCAGCAAAAAAGAAUGGUACACUUAAUUUAUCAACCGCCGCGGACUCUGCAACUAGUCACGAUCGUUCAUUGGACAGAACUCGAGAACUCGUUGUUCCCCCGUGCCGUCGUCGUUUGGACCAGCUGAAGCCCUUGCGCCUUCAUCGAGCGAACAUGGAACUUUAUGAUCAGGAUUCUGGAGAGUGUUUUCCUUCUGAUGGGGAUACUCCUGCACAUUCAAGUUCCGACAAGCUGACUCCACGUCCGCCUCGUAUAUAUAGAUAUCCAGCCUCAUCAACAGUUUACCUGCCGGAUGGCGCCACAUGCGAUUGGAAACAAUGGAAUGUGAAAGAUGUGAUCAAUUGGACAAACAACUUUCUAUUUACCGAGGAACACAAAUCUGAAAUUCUCCAUUCAAGAAUGACCGGAGAUGACAUUUUGGAAGUAACAAGCAAAAACGUCGCCAAAAAAGUUUAUAUGGAUUAUUACUUAUGGAAGCUUUUGAGAUUGCAAAUGAAUGCAGUUGUAAAUGAAUUCAACGGCUUGUCGCAAGAGUAUUAAUAGUUAAAUUUCUGAGCUAAUUUCUUUUUUUCAAUUCUAUUCCCCCCAUUCUAUGUUCUCUUUUACUCUCUGUCAUAAUAUCUCUGUUCAUCUCAAACUCUGAAUGCUCAUUUCGAGUAUAAGGUGUUUUUUUUAAACAUUAUAAUUGAACCAUUUAUCAUUUAAAACUAAAAUUACGAAAACCUCUUCUCUCCAUCAUCAUUGAUUCAUUUGUAUUUGCUCAUUAUGUAUCUCAUCUCACAGUGUUAUCCCAAAAAAAAUGUUUCCUUUUCUAUGUUUUCGGUUAUUUGUGGACUUCCCGAUCUUCCAACUAAUCAUUAAAUUCCUGUGCCGAAUUUCGAAUCGUUUGAUUUUAGACAAUUUUCAGUGUAUUACCGUUGUUACUUUAUUUUAUUAUUUUUCAUUGUUAUUUAUUUCGACUUUUACAUCUACUUUCUUUUCUUUUUUUUUGUCUGAAUAUAAACAGGAGAACAGUUUUCUUUUGUUGUUGAAAUAAUGAAGAAACGUUGGAACUGUG
Caenorhabditis elegans is the source of this 2841-nucleotide messenger RNA. RefSeq names its product Homeobox domain-containing protein (gene F28H6.6). NCBI's taxonomy places the organism in Eukaryota, Metazoa, Nematoda, Chromadorea, Rhabditida, Rhabditidae. The transcript has 18 exons. The coding region runs from base 6 to 2324 and encodes 772 amino acids. The record is from RefSeq and is marked reviewed.